AUGGAAGAGGACAGGAGCAGGCGAGAAGAGGAGAAGGCUGGCGGUGGGAUCGACGACGACAUGGUAGAGGAGAGGAGGAGGCGAGUGGAGAGACGAGGCCGGCCGGCGUCUGCUGGCGAGGAGAGGAUCAUGGGGAUCGAGGGAGGGGUGCGGCGGCUCGUGGGGAUCGAGAGGAAAGAGAAAGAGGGCUAG
Triticum turgidum subsp. durum (durum wheat) is the source of this 192-nucleotide messenger RNA. NCBI's taxonomy places the organism in Eukaryota, Viridiplantae, Streptophyta, Magnoliopsida, Poales, Poaceae. The record is from the annotation of a GenBank genome assembly.